AAAAAACACGAGUUAUUUUAUUUCCUCCGCCCGCUCUUUUAGUAUACACGUUAAUUUGCACCUGAUUGAUUCUAUCCAAUAGCCUAGAUCGAUUUGGAUGAUCCUUCCCCUCCCCACCUAGGCCCCUCCACCUUAUUUAUGGAGAAAAUUGAUUCUUUGCUUAAUUAAUUCUCUAAGGAAAUAAUUAAUUUGCAAAUCUAGCCACGCAAUUUGUGCCGAGCAAUUUUGCUAGUGUGAACUAAUCCCACUUUCCCCGAGUCAACUUAUGAAUCUAAUCCCACUUUCCCCAAGUCAACUUAUGAAUCGAACCGCGUCAAUCAGUUUUUUUUUUAGAGAAACCGCGUCAAUCAGAUUGUCUUACUGCUUCCAAAAUAGGCAUUGGCUCCUGCUGUUUCCGGUGAAUUUCCGGAAAGAUACGCUAGGAGGGAGUGUGCCUUUUGGCUCAGCAGAUCUGCACAGCUAAUGCUUCCACACGACACAUGUCCAGCAGAUAAUGCCGCACAGAUCAUCCCAUUACCGGAGCAAAAGUUGGAAACUUGUCCAGCCAGCCCACCAUUUGGCUGUUUCCAAUAGAUGCGUCAGCCUUCCAGCGUCACACUCCAGCAAGUAGCGCGCAAAAAUACGCGCGACGAGCGUGCGACAGCGGCAAAAUCCUCGCCGGGGACGCAGCGGCCCAGUGCUGCAAGACGUGACCCGAAACGAGGCCGCGGCGGGAUCGCGAGGAUAUUCCGCUCCCUAGCGGCAGGGGACUGAGGUGAUAAGCACCGAGGAUCACUGAGCGAUGGACUCGUGAUACGCCGAUCGGUUGGCAGGCGCCGAUAAACGAGGCAGGUCAGUUGAUCCUUAUCCUAUCACCUGCCGCGCGCCGCCCGCGCUUGGUGACAUGGCUGAGGUGAUGGAGGACAGGGGCGACCAGUGGUCGCUGCUCCCGCCGGAGCUCCUGCACCUCAUCUACCGGAAGCUGCCGGACACAGGCGACUUCCUCCGGUUCCGCGCGGUCUGCAAGGCGUGGCGCGAUGGCGCGCCGGUGUCCGACCAGCCGCCGCAGCUCCCUUGGAUCCUCGAGCACCGCGGGACCGGGCUCCAGGCGAGGCAGCAGCUCCGCUUCUACUCCCACAGCUCUGGCAGGAUGUACAGCGUCCGCGCGGGCGGGCGCUCCUGGCUCCUCGCGAGCGGCGCGUGCCAGGGCCAUGCCGUCGCCACCGUCGACCUCUCCAGGACGGUGAUGUACAACCCCUUCACCGGCGAGGGCCGGGCGCUCCCGCCGGCGCCGUACAAGCCGUGGCACGAUGGCGUCUUCCACGUGGUGGACGACGGCGAGGCUGGAUGCCUGGUGGUGAACACCUCCGCGAAGACGCGGCGCUUCGCGUACUGCCGCCCCGGGGUGGACGCGGGGUGGAACGUAUUCGACGGGCGCGAGGACAUGCGCCACAGCGCGUACCACGGCGGGAGGUUCUUCGUCAACACGGCCGCCGGGGAGACGUUGGCCAUCGAGGCCGCCACAUGCGCCGUCGAGGCCGUGGUGCCGCCGCCGCCCGGGGAGAACUUCGCCACCGCACGGGGCGACUUCCUGGUGGGGUCGCGCGGGAAGCUUCUCAGGGCCGUCCAGCACCCACGCGACGGGAACCAGGCCGCGUCGGCAGCGGACUACUACGUCAACAUGUACCAGCUGGACGUGCGCGGCGGCGGGAAGGCAGCGUGGAGUAAGGUGGAGACCAUCGGGGACGCCGUGCUCUUCUUCGACGACCACGGCCACGGGUUCUCGCUGGAGCCCAACGACGCGGCGGGGCUGAGGCGGGACUGCGUCUAUUUCGUGCACGAGAAGCGGACGUGGGUGGAGUUCUGUGAGUACCGAUUCCUGUGCCGGUACAGUAUGAAGGACGGAAGGGUUGACAAGACCGUGCAGCUGGCCGACACGUUCGGGAACACCUGGGUUGUCCCUAGCUUGUGAAGCUCGGGUAGGCGGCGUUGGUUUCUGCGGUGGUCAGAUUAUUGAGUUUGUCGUAGCUAGCUGCUUAGGAUGAUUAGCCUGAAAAACAAGGACAGGCCUUGGAUCUUCUGUACGAGUCAUGUCGGUAACGUUAUACUAAAUGUGCAUGCCUUUUAAUUUAGAA
Molecule: messenger RNA, 2114 nt
Organism: Phragmites australis (common reed)
Lineage: Eukaryota; Viridiplantae; Streptophyta; Magnoliopsida; Poales; Poaceae
Exons: 1
Coding region: 884-1951 (355 amino acids)
Molecular function (GO): protein binding
Source: RefSeq, a predicted model, not a curated record